CACUGUGUGGGUAUAUAGGUUGAAUGAUCCACAACACAUCCUCAUAAGGCCAAAGGCAAAGAUUUGUCCUUCUGCUUGAUAUAAUGACUAAAUGAAACAUUAACUGGAGUGACUAAUUCACAUGUCUAUUUCCCCAAACUCCUGGAACAACACCAACGCCAUGGAAACAGAUUAUUCCAAAAGAGUCUACCAGGGUGUCAGAGUCAAACAUACUGUUAAAGAUCUCCUUGCAGAAAAACGAUCAAGGCAGACUAACGUUCCCCGGUUUAAUGCAGGGACCAAUCCCUCACAAGCAGCAUUUGUUCAGAUGCCAGGUUACUACAGCAUGCGGAGACCAUUCCUCCAAGACUCUGAGCUCUGCCAUCCCAUGAAGCAGUACUCCACAGACACAUACUCCUCUAGCCUUGGGGGCAAGGCUUUCUCUUAUGACCACCCCUCCAGCUACCCCUUCAUUGACAGCUACUACCCGAGCGACUCUUUUGGCGAUUACCGCACUGCUUCGACAUACAGCACAAGUGGAGGGUCUCUAUUCCCACCGUCAUCAUUACCACCUCUGUUGCCACCCAUGUCUGCAGAGUCAUCUACGUCGCACCUUCUUUUGCCUUGGCUGUGCCACACCCUACAGAGAGACGCAUGGGAUCAGCCAACUGAAGUCCCAGUGAGUCAGCCAGAUGUGUUGUGUCCCGAGGGGACCACUCCUGUGACCGGAUCUCCUUCCAUGGCUACCCAAGAUUCUGAGAGUGCCUCAACAUACCGCAUGCCCACUUCACGCACUGGUGGAUCAAUGUCGUCCAGCUCCCAGCCAUAUCCAGUGCAGCCACUGGAAGAGGUUCCCUAUCCUGCCACGUCAUACGCUCCUGUGUCCAACUUCUCCCUUACCCCGUACAUGACUGUUCCUGGAGACCUUGCUGUGGCAAAGAUGCCAACCAUGUCUUCAGAGGAAACUGGCGAUGGCUCAGUGGCCCAGAGUGACACAUCCACCUGGGCCAAGGAUGACGGCAAUGGUUCCUGGCUGUCUUAUGAGACUAGAAGGGCUUUUUGAUGGGUCCUCUUACGGAACUUAUUAGGCCUAGAGCAGCCCGAAGAAAUUUGACUCUGCACGAGAAUAUUUUUCAAAUGGAUUUUUUUCAUGACAUGCAUUAACAACAUGAAGGACACUAACGCUAUCUUAUUUUUUGUCUGUUUUUAUUAGUAUCAGUGUGGUUGUGUUGUGCUGUAGUAUACUAGCGAUACGAUACCUUAAUAAAACAAGCAAACCAGGG
This is a messenger RNA of Alosa sapidissima (American shad), 1262 nucleotides long. It is a transcript of the gene pou2af2b, whose product is annotated as chromosome 5 C11orf53 homolog. Gene Ontology annotation, molecular function: POU domain binding; DNA binding. The transcript is spliced from 5 exons. The coding region runs from base 122 to 1042 and encodes 306 amino acids. Lineage: Eukaryota; Metazoa; Chordata; Actinopteri; Clupeiformes; Clupeidae. The record is from RefSeq and is a predicted model, not a curated record.